Molecule: messenger RNA, 1564 nt
Organism: Episyrphus balteatus (marmalade hoverfly)
Lineage: Eukaryota; Metazoa; Arthropoda; Insecta; Diptera; Syrphidae
Product: transmembrane emp24 domain-containing protein 5-like
Exons: 3
Coding region: 414-1508 (364 amino acids)
Biological process (GO): Golgi organization; intracellular protein transport; endoplasmic reticulum to Golgi vesicle-mediated transport
Cellular component (GO): endoplasmic reticulum-Golgi intermediate compartment; Golgi apparatus; COPII-coated ER to Golgi transport vesicle
Source: RefSeq, a predicted model, not a curated record
AUAAGGUAAUAUAUUCCGAACGUUGUCAAAAUUUGUUUGUCAAAAAUGGGCACCAAUCUGUUAGGUCGGCCUUUAAUUUUUAUAUUUCAAUCGCAGUAAACAGGAAAUUUGUUUUUGUUUUAAUUUAUAAAAUGUCAUUUAAAAAUAUUAUAAAUUGAAAAAUAACAAAUUUUCUUCGUGUUUCAUCGCGGAAAAUGAUAAAUAAUUGUUUAAAAAUUAGUGGUGUGCGUGGUUUAUCGGUUUUUGUGCGUUUUUCGUCGGUAUUUUAAACAAUUAAGAAUUCGGUAGCUGACAUUGGUCGCCAAAGUGUCAUGUUUUGACAAUCUGGCGACCAAUGUCAGUUCGGAAUAUAUUACCUUUUUAUGUGUACUGUGAUAUUGAACAGAGGAACAUAAAAAUAAACCACUAUUGAAAUGGAAUUGUUUAUCACAGUACAAAUAGUUCUUUUCUUUACUGUAAUAAGUUUUACAAGGGCUUACAAUACAAAAAUGACUAUGAAUCUCUACGUUAAAGAAGAAUGCUUAUUUCACCAUAUUAACACGGGUGAAGUUAUCAUCAUUUCUUAUCAAGUCAUCCAAGCUAUCAAACAUGAAGAACACAUAACGAAUUAUGACAUGAAUAUACGUUUUUUCCUAUCGGACCCCAAUGGAUUGAAAAUUAUUUCUGAUAAAAAUAAAUAUGAAAACAUUCAUCGUUACAAAGCCCAGAAAGAUGGACAAUAUGUAUUUUGUUUUACGAAUAAUUACGGCGCUUUUAACGAAAAAAAAGUGCUUAUUGGACUGAUUGUUAAAAAUGAAGAGGACAACAAUGAAAAUAAAAUACUCGAAGGACUUCCACCAAAUUCGUUCAGUUCAUCUCAGGUUAUCAUGGAUUCCAUUCGGCGUACUAGAAUGCAUACUACUAACACUCGUAAUUUACAAGAUGUAUUGAGAACCAAAAAAAACUGGGAUCUUAAUUUCCUCAAUCGGAACUAUUUAAUCAUUAAUUAUUGGUCGUCUUUCCAAAUAUGUGCCAUGCUUUUGAUUGGGGGUCUGCAAAUUCUUAUGAUCAAGUUAGAAACGGAGAAAAUUUAUGUCAAACAGCUGCAAGAAGAGCUGAAGAAAAGAGGUCUUCCCACAUGCGGUUCUAAAAAAAUUCUUAGAAAAAGAAUAAUUGAUGAUGACAAGAGACGAGCUGCACUUGUUUAUACCGACGAGCUUUUGAAUCCACCAACUCGACUCGACACAAAAGAUGAAGAAGACCAAAAUACAAGAAUUAUCUUGGAUUCGUGCAUUGUUGAAGACAAAGAUCUCAGGGCCAUUGAGUGGGCUCUAAUAAAACGUGGACAAGAACUUCUUGAAAGGGAAAGAAUCAUUUUAAUGAAAGAGACAGAGGUAUAUGAGAAGUGUAGAAACCAAGAUGUGCCUCGAUUACAGCUGAAUACUGAUGCAGAUAAAUCUAAAAUAAAUUAUCCUGUGAAUGUAGCAGGAGAGAUACCACCAAUGACAACUGAUUUGAUCAUAUUAUGAAUAGUAUGAUAGGAAUAAAAGAUACAAAUAAAUUAAAUAAUAGUCUUAACUACAUA